CUCUUUUAUUCUUCCUCUCCCUCUUCAUCUUCCAUCGUAUUCUUCUCCCUCAUUCUAGACAGUAUCCCCAUGUCGUCGCCCGAGGGCUUCCCGCUGCUCGACCUCCGGCCGACCGACAGCGGCCGCACUGAAGAAGAGCCCGCCGUCGAGCCGCCGCCUCCCUCGCCCGACCGUGAACGUCCACGCAAUCCCAACCGUGUUCGCUUCCACUCCAUCCACCACACGACGACGAGGACUCCGGGCGAAGAUGACGAACCGCCGCGGGACUUCUUUCCUCCGCACUCGCUACACGCUCUCAAUGCCUCGACCGAUAUGACGGACCUGCCGCUGAACGACCGAUCGCCGUUUGUGGGACAGCCCGGGCCGGCAGAGAAGACACCACAGCUCGUGGAGGAAGACAAGCCACAGGAUAGAGGAGAUGGAGACAAGACGAAUCGCUUCAAGGCGGCCGGCCAGGUGCUCCGCCAGAAAACGGUGCGUCUGACGGAGCGGCUGGGCCGCCCAGCCGACGAAGGCGAGGCGUUGAUGCCCACGUCGUCCACCACGACGACAGCGACCGACACGCCGCCGCGCCGCCCGUUCUACCGCCGCCAGCAUUCCGACGGGGCAGACAGCACCCGGUCGCUGAUCGACGGGGCCAGCUCCGAGGCGCAUCGUCUGGUGCGCUCGUUCGGCUGGUCCGCCGAGCCUGUCCGACUGCGCAAACCGCGCAAGCCGUACCUGCGCUCCGGGUUCAGCACGCCCGACGGCCAGACCACCCCGACGGACACGGCUCCCGCGGGCGGGGGAUACUCGCAUGUGCGCAUGUCCAGCGGCGGGGGCGGAGGCGGAGGCGGGAUCCUCUCGCAAUUGCUGCGGCUGCAGGCCAGCCAGCAGUCGAGCCGCGACAGCGACUAUUACUCGUCCGACGACGAGUCCCUGAGGGGGUCCUCGGGGACGGCGACGCCCGUGGCGCCCGGGGCGAUCACCCCCGGGGGCACGAUGACGGGGUACUCGACGCCCAAGAAGGAGAAGAUCAAGUGGUACAAGAAAUCGCACCAUCGGUCGACCUCGUCGCUGGUCGAGGCGUCGAUGAACCUCAGCCGGGCGAGUCUCCCGGCCACGGCGGACUUGAUGCCGGCGUCCACGCCGCAGCAGCAGCAUCACGGCAAGCGCAGCAGCCGGCGCAAGAACCGCCUGGAGGAGGAGAUCCGGGUGACGGUGCACAUCGCCGAGAUCCUGGCGCGGCAGCGCUACAUCAUGCAGCUGUGCCGGGCGCUGAUGCGCUACGGGGCGCCCACGCACCGGCUCGAGGAGUACAUGGUGAUGACGGCGCGGGUGCUGGAGGUGGACGGGCAGUUUCUGUACCUGCCCGGCUGCAUGAUCAUGUCCUUUGACGACGCGGCCACCCGCACGGCCGAGGUGAAGCUGGUCCGCGUCGGACAGGGGGUCGACCUGGGCCGGCUGGCGGAAUCGCACAACGUGUACAAGAAUGUGGUGCACGACCUGAUCGGCGUCGAGGAGGCGAUCCAGGACCUCGACGACAUCAUGAAGCGCAAGCCGCGCUACAACCGCUGGCUGCUGGUGGGCAUGUACGGCUUCGCCAGCGCCGCCGUCGGGCCCUUUGCCUUUGGGGCCCGCCCGAUCGACAUGCCCAUCAUCUUCAUCCUCGGCUGCCUGGUCGGCUUCAUGCAGCAUGUGCUGGCCCCGGCCUCGGUCCUCUACUCCAACGUCUUCGAGGUCACCGCCGCCGUGCUGACCUCCUUCCUGGCCCGCGCCUUUGGCAGCAUCUACCGGCCGGGCACCGACGAGCGGCUGUUCUGCUUCUCGGCCCUGGCCCAGUCCUCCAUCGCCCUCAUCCUGCCGGGCUUUCUGGUCCUCUGCAGCAGUCUCGAGCUGCAGUCGCACCAGAUCAUUGCCGGCUCCAUCCGCAUGGUCUACGCCAUCAUCUACUCCCUCUUCCUGGGCUACGGCAUCACCGUCGGCCUGACCAUCUACGGCCUGAUGGACGGCAGCGCCACCUCGCAGCAGACCUGCACCAACUCGAGCGCCGCCUACGGCAACGAGUACCUGGAGCGGUUCCCCUUUGUCGCCAUCUACUGCGUCUUCCUCGCCCUCAUCAACCAGGCGAAAUGGAAGCAGAUCCCCGCCAUGGUCCUCAUCGCCGUCCCCGGCUACAUCGCCAACUACUUCAGCACGAAGCGGCUGGGCUCCAGCUCCGAGGUCGCCAACACCGUCGGCGCCUUCACCAUCGGCGUGCUCGGCAAUCUGUACAGCCGCAUCUGGCACGGCCAUGCCGCCACCGCCAUCCUGCCGGGCAUCUUCGUGCUCGUCCCCUCGGGGCUGGCCUCGAGCGGCUCCCUCAUCGCCGGCCUCGAGUACGCCAACGCCGUGAAAAACGACUCCGCAUCCUCCUCUACUUCCACUUCCUCUUCCACUUCUGUUGCCAGCCUGGGCUUCGGCAUGAUCCAGGUCGCCAUCGGCAUCACCGUCGGCCUGUUCAUGGCGGCCUUGAUUGUUUAUCCGUACGGCAAGCGCAGGAGUGGCUUAUUCAGUUUCUAGACUUAGACUAUACCACGAAUAAUGAUAAUACAAUGCAGUCACUUCAC
Penicilliopsis zonata CBS 506.65 is the source of this 2588-nucleotide messenger RNA. RefSeq lists its product as hypothetical. The record is from RefSeq and is a predicted model, not a curated record. The coding region runs from base 70 to 2541 and encodes 823 amino acids. Gene Ontology annotation, molecular function: transmembrane transporter activity. The transcript has a single exon. NCBI's taxonomy places the organism in Eukaryota, Fungi, Ascomycota, Eurotiomycetes, Eurotiales, Aspergillaceae. Gene Ontology annotation, biological process: transmembrane transport.